GAAGGAUCCUGCUGCUGCCGCGGCGGCGAAGAAGAAGAAGGUGCCGCUGCUCGGCAUGUUCCGGUACGCCGACCGCCUCGACGUGCUGCUGAUGGCGCUCGGCACGGUGGGCGCGCUUGGCAACGGCUUGUCGGAGCCGCUCAUGUCGGUGCUCUUCGGCAACGUCAUCAACUCCUUCGGCGAGAACACCAGCCGCACCGUCCUCCGCAGCGUGACCAAGGUUGUCCUGAACUUCGUAUAUCUGGGCAUUGGAACGUCAGUUGCCUCCUUCCUCCAGGUGUCAUGCUGGACGAUGGCAGGAGAAAGGCAGUCUGCCCGCAUCCGUUCUUUAUACCUGAAAGCAGUUCUGAGGCAGGAUAUCUCAUUCUUCGACACAGAGAUGACAACCGGCGAAGCAAUUUCUAGAAUGUCUAGUGAUACCCUCCUAAUUCAAGGUGCUCUUGGCGAUAAGGCAGGGAAGCUUGUGCGACUGUUAUCAAGCUUUAUUGGCAGCUUUAUCAUAGCAUUCGCACAAGGAUGGCUUCUCACUCUUGUCAUGCUAACAUCACUACCACUAAUUGCUAUUGCCGGAGCAAUUUCUGCACAGGCCCUAACUAGAGUUUCUAGCAAGAGACAAACAUCAUAUAGUGAUGCUGCCGACACAGUUGAACAGACCAUUGGAUCUAUAAGAACAGUUGUGUCCUUCAACGGUGAGAAGAAAGCAAUAGCAAUGUACAGUAAGUUCAUAAAAAAGGCAUACAAGACUACCAUUGAGGAAGGCAUUAUCACUGGUUUUGGCAUGGGUUCUACGUUGAGCAUCUUGUUUUGCAGCUAUGGAUUAGCCUUCUGGUAUGGUGGAAAGCUAAUAAUCGAGAAAGGUUACACUGGAGGAAAGAUCAUUACUAUCUUGUUUGCCGUGUUAACUGGUGCAACCUCAUUAGGUAAUGCAACACCUACAGUUGCUGCAGUUGUGGAAGGUCAAUCUGCAGCAUACAACUUGUUCAAAACAAUUGAGAGGAAACCAGAGAUAGAUUCAGAUGAUAACAGUGGCAUGGUUUUAGAAGAUAUGAAUGGGGAUAUUGAGCUAAAGGAUGUGUACUUUCGCUACCCAGCAAGACCUGAGCAAUUGAUAUUGGAUGGAUUGUCAUUACAAGUAGAGAGUGGAACAACAAUGGCUAUAGUUGGAGAGAGUGGAAGUGGCAAGUCAACAGUAAUCAGCCUAGUUGAAAGAUUCUAUGAUCCACAGUCUGGCGAAGUUUUGAUAGAUGGAAUUAACAUCAAGAAACUGAGACUUGAUUGGAUAAGAGGGAAGAUCGGUCUUGUUAGCCAAGAGCCUCUGCUUUUUAUGACCUCCAUUAAAGAUAACAUAAUAUAUGGUAAAGAAGAUGCAACAUUUGAAGAGAUCAAAAGAGCAGCCGAGCUUGCAAAUGCAGCAAAUUUCAUUGACAAGUUACCUAAUGGUUACGAUACAUUAGUUGGCCAGCGUGGUGCUCAGCUUUCUGGAGGACAAAAACAGAGAAUUGCAAUUGCAAGAGCCAUCCUUAAAAAUCCAAAAAUCCUUUUGCUAGAUGAAGCAACAAGUGCACUUGAUGUGGAGUCUGAGAGGAUAGUUCAGGAGGCACUAAAUAGAAUGAUGGUACAAAGAACCACACUCGUCGUUGCUCAUCGCUUGAGCACUGUGAGGAAUGUAGAUUGCAUCACAGUCGUCCAGCAAGGAAAAAUAGUUGAACAAGGUCGUCAUGAUGCACUGGUGAAGCAUCCCAAUGGGGCUUACUCCCAGCUGGUUAGGCUGCAAGAGACUACUGGUGGUGAAAGGCAUACACUACCAGAUUCUGGAGUGCCAGAUUCUAGAUCAAAAAGUACUAGUCUGUCAUUCAAGAGGUCAAGGACUAAAGAUUCUCUCAGCAAAAGCAACAGGUAUUCUUUCAAGAACCCCUUAGGAUUGCCUGUCGAUAUACAUGAGGACAGAAUAACAAGCGAACAAGAAAAGGAUGACCACUCAGACAGUGAGGCCAUUAAGAAAACACCAUUUGGACGACUAUUUAAUCUUAACAGGCCAGAAGUGCCAGUUCUUCUGUUAGGUUCCAUAGCAGCUUCAGUGCAUGGAGUCCUUUUCCCAAUAUUUGGUCUAAUAAUGCCAGGUGUUCUAAAAUCUUUCUAUGAACCGCCUGAUAAGCUGCAAAAAGAUUCUAGAUUUUGGGCAUUGAUGUCGGUUGUUCUGGGAGUUGCUUGUUUGAUUUCAAUCCCAGCAGAAUAUUUUUUGUUUGGAAUUGCUGGGGGAAAGCUUAUAGAGCGUGUCCGCACUCUGUCAUUUCAAAGCAUUAUGCACCAAGAGGUUGCUUGGUUUGACAACCCCUCAAAUUCCAGUGGGGCACUUGGAACAAGGCUUUCAGUAGAUGCAUUAAAUAUUCGGCGUUUAGUAGGAGAUAACCUGGCCCUUAUAGUCCAGGCUGUAGCUUCAUUAAUCACCGGCCUUGUCAUAGCUUUUACAGCAGAUUGGAGGCUUGCAUUGAUCAUCAUGUGUGUAAUUCCUUUAGUGGGUGCACAGGGUUAUGCUCAAGUUAAGUUCUUGGAGGGAUUUAGCAAAGAAUCUAAGGACAUGUAUGAGGACGCAAACCAAGUUGCAGCAGAUGCUGUAGGUGGCAUCAGAACUAUAGCAUCUUUCGGUUCAGAGAAAAGAGUGGUGGAAAUAUUCAACAAUAAAUGUGAAGCUUUAAGAAAACAGGGAAUUCGAAGCGGAAUUGUUGGAGGGAUUGGCUUUGGUUUCUCAUACUUGAUGUUAUUUCUGACGUAUGGUCUUUGCUUCUACGUUGGUGCAAAGUUUGUAAGCCAGGGAAAAACUACUUUUCCAGAUGUUUUCAAAGUUUUCUUUGCUUUAGUUUUGGCAGCUGUUGGUGUUUCACAGUCAAGUGCAUUGUCUUCUGAUGCAACAAAGGCAAGGGAUUCUGCCAUUUCCAUUUUUAGUAUUCUAGAUCGGAAGUCCAGGAUUGAUUCAAGUAGCGAUGAGGGAAGGAUAAUGGAGAACGUCACUGGGAGCAUUGAUUUCAAUAACGUCAUUUUCAAGUACCCAUUGCGUCCUGAUGUUCAAAUAUUCAGUGACUUUACCCUGCACAUUCCAUCCCAAAAGACCAUAGCACUUGUUGGAGAGAGCGGUAGUGGGAAGUCCACAAUAGUUGCUUUAUUACAGCGUUUCUAUGAUCCUGAUUCUGGUAAUAUCUCACUAGAUGGAGUCGAAAUUAGAAGCUUAAAAGUCAGCUGGUUGAGGGAUCAGAUGGGGCUUGUAGGCCAAGAGCCAGUGCUUUUCAAUGACACAAUCCACGCCAACAUAACAUAUGGAAAACACGGCGAGGUAACAGAGGAAGAGGUCAUGGCUGUUGCCAAGGCAGCAAACGCCCAUCAGUUCAUAUCGAGCCUGCCACAAGGAUAUGACACAGUGGUAGGUGAGAAAGGGGUGCAAUUAUCAGGUGGGCAAAAGCAGAGGGUAGCAAUUGCAAGGGCCAUCAUCAAGGACCCUAAGAUAUUGCUACUUGAUGAGGCAACCAGUGCUCUGGAUGCAGAAUCAGAGCACAUUGUUCAAGAUGCAUUGGAUCGAAUAAUGGUCAGCAGGACCACCAUUGUAGUGGCACACCGCCUCUCCACAAUCAAAGGGGCUGAUAUAAUUGCAGUCCUCAAGGAAGGGAAAAUCGUAGAAAAGGGAAAGCAUGAAGCACUGAUGCGGAUCAAGGAUGGAGCAUAUGCUUCACUUGUACAACUCCGCUCUAGUUCCGAGUAAAAUGAUGUAUAUUUUGACUAUUUAUUGAUCUGUACAAUUCAUUUGGCCAUAAAUUCUAG
This is a messenger RNA of Oryza brachyantha (malo sina), 3810 nucleotides long. RefSeq names its product ABC transporter B family member 4-like. Bases 56 to 3751 code for a protein of 1231 amino acids. The record is from RefSeq and is a predicted model, not a curated record. Gene Ontology annotation, cellular component: membrane. Gene Ontology annotation, molecular function: ATP binding; ATP hydrolysis activity; ABC-type transporter activity. Gene Ontology annotation, biological process: transmembrane transport. NCBI's taxonomy places the organism in Eukaryota, Viridiplantae, Streptophyta, Magnoliopsida, Poales, Poaceae. The transcript has 12 exons.